AUGCAAGGCAAUUAAGGUUCCUAGAAGAAAGAUAUUGAAUUUGGUUCUUGUCCUUUUUCAGAAGCAAUGAAGCCUCCCAAAGGACAUGAAAAUAAAUGCCGCAGCAACCAGAGAUCAAAAUUGCAGAUGGAAGUGCUGAAAAGAAAAAAGAGAAAAAAGAAAAGUAACCCAAAGGAGGAUGUCCAUUUAUGUCGAGUGAAAAAAAAAGAAAUCCGCCCACUAGGCCACCUUGAAGAAUAAUAUGACACUUAUUAUAUAAGUCCUUUGAAUUAUCUACUUGAUACUCGUGGAUUGUGGAUGUUGGCAUUUGAUUCUAAGGAAGUUAAAAAAGGUAAGGCUCUCUAAUAUUCAAUCUUAGGUCCAAUUAAGGAUAGAAGGAAAGUAUUCGAUACAUAUCCAACUUAUUUAAAAAGUACAUUGUUUCAUGAUGACGAAAACACAAAAAAACUCAGACAAUGCGAAGUGGCCUAAAGAUUUUUUGUUUAUGAUAAGUUUAGAGAAAAAGGAAAUAAACUAUUGCAAAAAUAAGAAUAUGAUGAGGCUAUUAGAUAUUAUGAAAGAGCCUUGGGAUGUUUCCGUUACUUGGAGGUAGUAGAGCCCCCUGAGGAAGAAUCUGAUGAGGAGGAAGCAAAUCAAUAAUAAGACACCUCAAAUAUGACUGAAAAGGAGAGAAAGGAACUGGAAGAUAUGAAAAAAUCAGCCAAAUAAUAUAGGAAAGAAUAAAAGGAAUUCAAAAAAUAAUACAAAUCAUUAAUGACUAUUUACACUGAUGAAAAUGUUAAAUACAAUGGAGUUGAGCAUAUUCAAGAUGAGGCUGAUAAAGAAAUGUGUAAUUCCAUAAUGUAUGGUCUGUAUCUCAAUAUGUCUGUUUGUUAUAUGAAGAUGUCGCAUUUCGAUUUAGCAAGAAAGAUCUUGGAUGAUGCAGGUGUUAUUUAGAAAGAAAAUUCAUAAUAUUUAUUUAGGUAUUCUUAAGCGAUUUUAUAUGAUAAAUGGUCUACUUAUAAAGAUCUACUAAGAGCAAAAGAACUUAUUGAGAAAGCUAUUAGUUUGUCUAACGUUGAAAACAUUUUCAAAUAAGGUCCUGGAAUAUUGAAGUUGAUGGGCUUAGAAAAUGCCAAAGAAAUCUAUGUUGAACAUGCACACAGAGUUAUGGAAGCAUUGAAAUUAAAGAAAUAGUGGGUUCAAGAAAUAGUGGAACCACUAUUCUUAAGAGCCAAGGAAAUCGAUGAAAUUGAGUAAGAGAUGAUCGAAGAUGGCAAAGUACCCUAUGAAGAAGGUGUUACCGAUGUCGUUGAUCCAGAUGAUUUGAUUCAAUAACAAAAUGAAACAGACAAGCAAUUCUUAUAUAGAGUGUGUAUGCCACAAUUGACACAAGAACAUCAAGAAUAUGAAAUUGUUAAAGAAAUGGUUAACAAAUAUUAUAGAAUAAUUGAGUUUUACGCUGAAUAAAAGAAAUAUGAUUAAGUUAAGAUUGCAAAAUAGGAAUUAUAAAGACUCCUAGAAACUGUACAAACAAUGUCAUUCUAUAUGAAUUUGGAUCUAAUUGAUUAUGAAAAUGAUGAGAUACUUAAAGAACUUGUAACCAAACACUAAAUAAAUUUUACUGACAGGAAAUAUGUCAGAAGAUUGAUUAGACUUUGUAGAGAAAAUGUGACUGAAAUCUUUGGUUAAGGAAAAUUCAAUUUCGAAGUGUUUGAAUAUGCUAUGACAGAUUACUUUAAGAAAAAGAGGGAAUAAGAAGAAAGAGAAAGAGAAGAAUACUUAAAAUAACAUCCUGAACCAGUAAAACCAAAACAAGAGUCUUCGUUCUUGAAGAAAACCUUAUUUUCAACAGAGUUUUGGAUGCAAAUGCUCGUAUUAUUAUUGGUAAUGGGAGCCAUGUUUUAUUUUAAUAAUAAUACAGGUUUUAUUGGCAAACUUUUCUCCCUCAAAAAAUGA
Messenger RNA from Paramecium tetraurelia, 1938 nucleotides. RefSeq lists its product as uncharacterized. NCBI's taxonomy places the organism in Eukaryota, Ciliophora, Oligohymenophorea, Peniculida, Parameciidae. Gene Ontology annotation, molecular function: protein binding. The transcript has 7 exons. The record is from RefSeq and is a predicted model, not a curated record.